CCCGUAGUCUCUUUGGAAACUUGUGCCGGGGGAGAGACCUAGGAAAGGGCUGCAAAGCGGUGUGGGCUUUUUCCUUUUUUUUUUUUUUUUUCUCUUUUUAAUUCCCCCCUCCUCCAUUUGCACCCUUCUCCGGACUUCACGCAGAACCUGCGAAUUUCGAAGAGGUGGUGGCAGAGUGGGAUAAAAUAGGUGUUAGGGCUUGGUUUUUUUGUUUUAUUUUGUUUGAACUUCUUGAUUUCAACAUUUUCUCCCACCCUCUUGUCUACCGCCAACGCCUCUUACCUGUUCCGCGGCAGCCGCGCGCCGCUGGCAGCUGAAGGAUAGAAAGAACGGGGUGUAUUUUAGAUUAGAAACCAAUUUUUGAAGACAAAUCUGUUUUUCUUUUCCCCCCACCUCAGUCUCCACAGCCUCCGAGUUUAUUAUUUCGGCGGUUGCUUUGGGGUGAGCAAUUUUGUGGCUUUUUUCCCCCUACAAUUCUGAACAGAUUGGGCUUGGGGCUUUUCCGGCCUGCGCUCAUUCCGCGUGCACCUGGCGCGGCUCCCCCCGGCCCCAACCUGUUGCAAGUCUUGCAAUCGGGACUUGCUUGCAGGCACCCCAGUGCUCCAUCUCUCCCUGCAUUUUGCAAGUGUCUAAGGGAAGGCACCUGCCUCACCUGCCAGAUUUAAAAAAGAAAAAGAAAAAAAAUCUCUCCGGGAGUCUUCUCGGCCCCUUUCUCCCUGCACUCUUGGUCUCCUGCCCCGCCCCAAGGUAAAGGGGGAGACGCAGAGAAGAUGGUGCUCACCGCGGUCCUCCUGCUGCUGGCUGCCUGCGCAGGGCCGGCCCAGGGGCUGGGCUCGUUCGUGCAGUGCGAGCCCUGCGACGAGAAAGCCCUCUCCAUGUGUCCCCCCAGCCCCCUGGGCUGCGAGCUGGUCAAGGAACCCGGCUGCGGCUGCUGCAUGACGUGCGCCCUGGCGGAGGGGCAGUCGUGCGGCGUCUACACUGAGCGCUGCGCUCAGGGGCUGCGCUGCCUCCCAAGGCAGGACGAGGAGAAGCCGCUACACGCCCUGCUGCACGGCCGCGGGGUGUGCCUCAACGAAAAGAGCUACCGCGAGCAAGCCAAGAUCGAGAGAGAUUCUCGCGAGCAUGAGGAACCAACCACCUCUGAGAUGGCCGAGGAGACCUACUCCCCCAAGAUCUUCCGGCCCAAGCACACCCGCAUCUCUGAGCUGAAGGCCGAGGCAGUGAAGAAGGACCGCAGAAAGAAGCUGACCCAGUCCAAAUUUGUAGGGGGUGCUGAGAACACCGCACACCCCCGGGUGAUCUCUGCACCUGAGAUGAGACAGGAAUCCGAGCAGGGCCCCUGCCGCAGACACAUGGAGGCCUCCCUGCAGGAGCUCAAAGCCAGCCCACGGAUGGUGCCUCGUGCUGUGUACCUGCCCAACUGUGACCGCAAAGGAUUCUACAAGAGAAAGCAGUGCAAGCCUUCCCGUGGCCGCAAACGUGGCCUCUGCUGGUGCGUGGACAAAUACGGCAUGAAGCUACCAGGCAUGGAGUACGUCGAUGGGGACUUUCAGUGCCACGCCUUCGACAGCAGCAACGUUGAGUGAUGCGUCCCCUCCCCACCUUUCCCUCGCCCCCUCCCAUCCCCAGCCCCAACUCCAGCCAGCACCUCCCUCCACCCCAGGACGCCACUCAUUUCAUCUCAUUUAAGGGAAAAACUAUACAUAUAUCUAUUUGAGGAAACUGAGGACCUCGGAAUCUCUAGCAAGGGCUCAACUUUGAAAAUGGCAACAACAGAGAAGCAAAAAGCUAAAGAGAUCCCCCUUUCAAAAUAGUUUUCUUUUUUGAGGCAAGUUGAAUGAAUAGAGAAGGGAGGAGAGGAAGAGCAGGAGGAAGCGAAGGGAAGGAAGUGUUUAUGUGGAAGAGAGGGAAAGAUGCAGAGUUAUGAAAAGGAGAAGAUGAACAUGGGUAGGAAGGAAAGGGCCCGGGGCCAGGGCUGGAUCCACCUUUCACAUCCAGCCCUACCUCGAGGUUGGGGAGGUUUGGGCACUAACAAGGUGUGGCCCGAGACGUGGCAUUUGACAUCACCCUUGGGGUUUUUCCAGUUUGGAUUGGUCGGGGGAGAAAGGAAAAGAAGAAAACAUGCCAGAGCCUCUCCCAAUCUGUCUCCUCCUCCAGCCAGCGAUGAGGAGGGCUCUGCCCUAUCUUCCUCUCCUCUUAUUCCCUCAGGGUGUUUUCUGUCCCCCCAAAUUUAUAAAAGCUAAAUGCAUUCCACUCCUCUGACAACAAAACAAAUUCCUAAUGGAUCGAUAGGUUUUCCUAAGCAGAUACACACCUCUUAAAUAUAUGUGUGUUAUUUCACUCCAGCAGACUUCUAGAUAUCCAUAUAUACCCAAUGUUGGAAAGAUUUGUUCUUUCGGGGUGACUAAAACAUGCAUUCGAGGUUAGCCCCUAAUUUCAUUCAAUUUGCAGAUAGAACAGCAACCUCUGUGGAGGAGGAUAGGCUAAAAAAAAAUCAUGGGCUUGUAUUGAACUACAAGGCCCCAUAUAGUUAUAUAUAGGCAUAUAAAUCUAUUUUCUUUCUUCCUUUCUUUCUUUCAAAGGGUUGCAUUAACUUUUUGAAGUAGUUUCUAUGGGUGCAUUGAGAAGCUUCCUCAUUCUGGGAAAACUAAGAAAACCCAUAUUCUUCUAAUACAACCCAUAAUAGCAGUUUUGCCUGCCCCUAGUCAGGGGUUUCUCAUGAGCAGCAAACUCAACUCUUCAUGGGGUGUAGGAAUGGGUUUUUUAUGAUUGCCAUGUGUCCUUAUGUAGUCACCAAACCCGGGAGAUGCAGGCACUCCACAGUGCUCGCACCACACUCCUCAGUACAUACCACAUUAGUCUCCCGACCUUCGGGAAGUAAUGGUCUCUGGACUCCACACCAAACAAGCCCCGGAGGUCCAAGCUGGACCCACCGGUCCUGCUUCAACCUCUUCAUUUCCUCUGGACAGAAACUGCAUUUGAAAAACCUCUCUCAGUCUCCACACUGGCAGGACAGGAGAGAGACUGAAAUGAGAGAUGGCAAAGAGGGUGACGGGAUGCAAAGUUUUCUGUACAGGGAAACAGUAAAAGUGGUUGUUCCGGCCAGAGUAGGAGUGGAGGGACAGAGGGCUGGAGGAGCAAGGGGAUAACCCAUCCUUUCUAGCUUUGAGCAAAGCAGCAGAAAGAGGGUGGUGGGGAGUUGCUGGAACUUUUCUUGGCUUCUUUAUUCUAUAAGCCCUCUGGGAUUCAAGAAGAAGGAGAAAGGAAAAUGGGGCACAGGUUGCAAGAUAAACGUGAGCUUAAUCCAGUCAUGCAGCCAGGAAAGGGGGUAACUUUAGGUGGGUUCUAGGCUUUAGAAGCUGGACGGGAAGGGUCAGUACAGACUGACUGUGCUUUUGAAGGAACAAGAUUAUCCAUGCAGAUGCCCACCUUCAGCUCAUAACAAGGGACUGAGGCCAAAGAGACUUUCAAGCUCUUCAUCCUCUCUGGCCAGUCCACACAUCCUCCCUGGGGUGGGAGCUAGAAGAAAGGCCCAUGACAACCAGGGAGGUGACUGGGCUACUGUUUAGUGCCCAGAUUCUGAACCAGGAGAAGUCCUAUUCUCCACUGACUUCCUCACUUCCUCAACAAAUGGGUGGCCUUGAGACUGUCCAAUAUGGCUGAAGAUGGUCUGCCAGGAAGGGGGCUUGGACACUGGCAACAGAGACCCUUUCUCCCUGUGAACACAGCUCUACCCACUCUUUAAAAUGGCAUUUUACAGUGGAGACACCUCCAAUACCGACUUGGGGCACUGAAGAUGGACAGCAAAGAAGCGAAUACAUUUCAUCUAGCAAUGGAACUUGGGGAACAUCUCCCCGAACACAACAAUUGGCUGGGGAUGGGAGAGGAAGUCAAUCAUGAGACAAAGGGCCGAUGAGGAUGGCAACCCUAAGGACCUCCUUGAUCUGCCGUGUCAGCACACCCCAUCUGUCUGCACAGCUGUUCCCAAAUGCGACUCACAUUUCUUUAUGACAUAGGCCAGUAUCCCCACCCUUCUCCACAUCACUCUUUCAGCCCAUUCUUUCUUUGGAGCUUGUGCAGUCUUCUACCUGAGAUCUGCCAAGUGGAUACUGGGGUGUCAUUCCCCCUAAGAAAAGACUGAGCCAGGAACUGCAUACUCCCACCACUCCUUCCAGGCCCGGACCUGAUUACCAAGAGGGGCAUUCCCUUUACCCUUCCAUUUGCUGAACUUUGAGUGGGCUUCUGCCUCUGACAUGGCUCUUUGCUGCCAUAAGGUGGGGGUUGUGGCCUGGCUUAACUGUGCCAGACUCUUCAGGCUCCCAAAGUUCAUGUCCACUAACCCCAACCUGGGAGUCCACUAUUUGCAGGGGGUGCUUCUGGGCAGCUGGCCACUCCCUAAGGAAGCUGGACCUUCAUGGACGGAUGGCAUUAAAUCUCCCAAAUGGAAGGUCUGGAUGAGGAGGCCAUUGGAAGGGAGUCACUGGAGAAAGAUGGGACCUCUUCCCCCUGGGAGUGGGAAAAGAAGGCAGGUUUGGAAUGGCGUGAGCAUUUCAAGUCCUGAGUAGGGACCUCCUUGGCUCCAGGCUGGCCUUGGUCAACUCUGCUCACCCAGAGGCCUUCAACUCCUGGUUUUCAGUGGCCCCAGGUCUAAGUGCUACCCACCCACCCCUAGUCCUGCAGAAGGUCUCUUCCCAUCCCUUUGACUCACACCUCGCUCCAGCAGUGGAGAAGAUGCUGCUGUCUUCCUCCACCACUGCCAGGAACUUGCGGGAGGCCUUGCCAGGACUGAUCCUCAUGCCCUCAGCCUGCCUUGCCCUGCCUGGGCACAGCAGGAAACCUGGCAAGAAGGAAACUCAAAGGUUCCUCUGACUGCCAGGCCUGAACAGACAGGCCUGGAAACAUUUGCCCCACACAGGGGAAGGCGAGCACAGAGGCCCAGAGAGGCUCUACAGGGGCACCUCCCCUGUCUUCCCCUCACCCACUCUGGUCUCCAUGGCAACCCCACAGGUUACCCUCUUGAGGGGGAGGUGGACCUCAUACAUGUUCUCUCACUACAUAGCUAGUUAGUGGUGACAGGGCUGCCAUGGCAACCGCCAAGCCCCCUUCAAGAUGGGGCAAUACCCCCUCUCCAAGCAUCUACUCAGACCCCUAGAGGACUCCAGUUCAGGAUGGGAACUUCAGAAAAGAGUGGGCCAAAGAGCAAAAACCCUCUAGACUUGGAGAGGAAUUUCUUGGCUUCCAGGAGGAAGGAGGCCAAGUUUUGAAAAGCUAUGGGACAAGGGAAUGGGGAUUUUUACCCACCAGCAAUCUGGGUGUUGUACUGUCUUUAUUUUUAAAACCACUAAAGUGCAAGGAUUGUUUUGCACUGUUUCUCCACUUUUGUUUUUUUUUUUUUUUUUGCUUUCAGGUUUUUGUCUCUUUUUUAAAACAUGCUUUCUUGGUUUUCUAACAGAGUAUAUAGUUUAACCAUUUCAUGGACUCUGGCCUCUUCUCCUUAAUAAAUCCUCUUGGAUGGGGAAAGGAUGGUGGGGAGUAUCCGAGGAGAAGGGUCCCCACCCACCCUACGCCCACUCACCCCACUUCUCUGGUUCCCUGGUCACCAGCCUGAGCCCCAUCACCACCGCCACUGCCACAAGUAGCCCACACAGAUAGCACACCGGUCAGACAAGAUUCCUCCAGAUUCCGAGUUGCCUACCGCCUGUUUGGUCUAAGACAGCAAUAACCACAGCACGUAUUACUGUAGUUCUUGAUAGUUUUACAUACAUACAUACCAUAGCUCUGUUCUCGCUCCUCUUUUUGGUUUCAACUUUUUUUUUUUAAAGUAAAUGCUCAUAAUCUUUACUGGUGAAAAGGAUGGAAAAGCAAACCAGCAAACAAAAUCAGUUUGUGAAGAAAAAAAAACAGGAAAAAAAUCACCUGAAUGCGGAAGAGCUCAGCUCCUGUUUUAGUGUUUUGUACUUAAGGAAAUAAAAAAGAAAAGGAAAAAAAAAAACAAAACAGAGGAUCUCACGUUUUAUUAAAAAGUGAAGAUUGCUGUAUACUAUUUAUUCAACUUAUAAUUUAUGUUACUCCUUGAUCUUUGUCUUUUGUUCAUGACAAAGCAUUUAUUUAAUAAAGUUAUGCACUCAGUUUA
Molecule: messenger RNA, 6133 nt
Organism: Tupaia belangeri chinensis (Chinese tree shrew)
Lineage: Eukaryota; Metazoa; Chordata; Mammalia; Scandentia; Tupaiidae
Gene: IGFBP5
Product: insulin like growth factor binding protein 5
Exons: 4
Coding region: 771-1586 (271 amino acids)
Biological process (GO): regulation of insulin-like growth factor receptor signaling pathway
Cellular component (GO): extracellular region
Molecular function (GO): fibronectin binding; insulin-like growth factor I binding; insulin-like growth factor II binding
Source: RefSeq, a predicted model, not a curated record